UCGCACUCUCUGUUGUUCUGUCGUGAUGCUAAGCUUUUAGAAUUAUUUCCGUAAAGUUUUUGAAUCGGUAAGUAAAUACCUGUAAUAGCCUAUUAUCCCCGUAGUCUUGACUACGUUCUGAAGCAAGCAGGAAUAUCUGGAGGAUUAUCAUCUGAAUUGAGAUCUGCUGCUGUGAAGAUGGAGUUUGUUAAAGAAGAGAGUGAAGAAAAUACGAGUGAACCAAAAACCUGGAGAAUAAAACACGAGGAUCCAGAAACCUGGAGAAUAAAUUAUGAGGAACCAGAAACCUUGAGAAUAAAACAAGAGGAACCAGAAAUCUGGAGAAUAAAACGCGAGGAACCAGAAACCUGGAGAGUUAAACAGGAGGAACAAGAAGAGUUUAUUGAAGAAAGUGAGGAGAACGAAGAAUUAAAUGAAGUUCAGGAGAAGAAUCAUGCCAAAACUUCAGAAAAACAUUUGAGUUGCUCUCAAACCAAACAGAAAGAUUUAAAGACAAGAGGAGCCAAGAAAUCUUUCACCUGCACUCAGUGUGGAAAGAGUUUGACAUGCAAAUAUAAUCUUGAUGUUCACUUGAGAGUUCAUACAGGAGAGAAACCAUUCACUUGUGAUCAGUGCGGAAAGUGUUUCACACAAUCUUUAAGCCUUAAGGUACAUAUGAAAAUCCACACUGGAGAGAAAGAGUACAAGUGUUCACAAUGUGACGAGAGAUUCAGUCGGUCAGGAGACCUGAAGAAACACAUGUUAGUCCACACUGGAGAGAAACCUUUCAAGUGUUCACACUGUGACAAGAGAUUCAGUCUGUCAGGAAGUCUGAAAACACAUGAGAUGAUCCACACUGGAGAGAAAUCUUUCACUUGUGAUCAGCGUGACAAGAGAUUCAGUCGGUCAGGAAACCUGAAUAAACACAAGUUAAUCCACACUGGAGAGAAACCACACACAUGUGGUCAGUGUGGGAAUAGUUUUACAAAAAAAUCUAACCUUUUGACACAUAUGAGAGUUCAUACAGGAGAGAAACUUUUCUUCUGUAAUCUAUGUGGAAGGAGUUUUUCACUUUUAACUCACCUUAAGCAGCACAUGAACACCCACACUGGAGAGAAACCUUUCAAGUGUUCACACUGUGACAAGAGAUUCAGUCAGUCAGGAAACCUGAAGAAACACAAGUUAAUCCACACUGGAGUGAAACCGUACACAUGUGGUCAGUGCGGGAAGAGUUUUACACACAAAGGAAACCUUAUGACACAUAUGAAAGUUCAUACAGGAGAGAAGCUGUUUAUAUGUUAUCAAUGUGGAAAGAGUUUUUCAUUCUUAGCAAACCUUAAGGUACACAUGUACAUCCACACUGGAGAGAAACCUUUUAAGUGUUCACACUGUGACAAGAGAUUCAGUCAUCCAGGAGACCUGAAGAAACAUGAGAGGAUCCACACUGGGGAGAAACCUUUUAAGUGUUCACACUGUGACAAGAGAUUCAGUCAGUCAGCAAACCUGAAGAAACAUGAGAGGAUCCACACUGGAGAGAAACCGUAUUACUGCACUGAAUGUGGGAAGUGUUUCAAUCAAUUAUCUUCUCUACACAGUCAUACAAAAAACAUUCACAAAAAACACAGUAAGUAGAUCAUCUUCAGAUCCAGCACUUUCAGAUCUGAUGCUGCCUUGUCAUCAAACUUGAAACGGUAAUUCAUUAAGCAGGAUCAUCUGGAUUAAUCUGUUUCUAACCAGUCGUUCCGAGUGAUAUGACAAAGAAACAUCUGAAGUUAUCACAGUGAAUCAAGUUAUCACAGUAAAUCAAGUUAAUCUUCAAAAAAGGCAGAUGAACUCUGAGAUUCAGUUCAACUCAAAGAUGGAGAUCCUUCCCAAAGAACAAUGUCAAAAUAUUUUAUUAUUGCGUAUCAUUUUGCUGCAUGAUAUUAAUGAUAUCACUGUUUUUUUAUGAGUUUCAUGUUAUGGUCAAUUAUUUUAUAAUGCAUGUGUGUCACUUGUGGUUUGCUUACUCUUUCAUGAAUUAAUGGAGAUUUUCACAAAUUGUUCUUGAUCAGGAAGCUGAAAAAGAGACUAUAACACUUUAAGAGAGACUGAGAUUAUUUUUUUAAAUUGUUCUUUGUUAUUUUUAAAAUGACUGAGUUAUUCUGCUUAAUAUGUAUUUUGGAAACGCAAAUGCAAGAAAAACUGUCAUGUAGACUUGUGAUUGCUCCUUCUUUGCUUCUCUUGUAAGUAGGAAUGGAAACCUAAACCCGGUUUUAAAGGAGUCCUGGGACUAAAUUACAAAAGACUGUAGUAAUGAUAAGCUCUAAUGCUAACUGCUCUACUUUUGAUGCUGGGUAUAUUAAAAAAAACACACAAUUUAUUAUUCUUACAUAAACAUUAUCAAGCUAAUUGUUUAUUGUUAAAUGUUUCUACAUGAGAUAAAAUUGAGAAAUUCAUCACUGAUGUGUUUUUUGUUAUUUUGCAAUCUAGAAGUGAAAUCGCUCUUGUAAUUUAGGUCUGCUUAAUCUAAUUUUAUUUUCGAUUGAGUGUGACGAGAGAUGUUCACAUGUCUUUAACUUGGAGUCUGAGUAAAGUCUGAAGUCUUUAUCGCUCGAAUCCUAGUCAAGUCUGAAAUCUUUAUCGCUGGAGUCCUAGUCAAGUCUGAAGUCUUUAUCGCUGGAGUCCUAGUCAAGUCUGAAGUCUUUAACCUAGAGUCUGAGUAAAGUCUGAAGUCUUUUAUCGCUGGAGUCCUAGUCAAGUCUGAAGUCUUUAUCGCUGGAGUCCUAGUCAAGUCUGAAGUCUUUAACCUAGAGUCUGAGUGAAGUCUGAAAUCUUUAUCGCUGGAGUCCUAGUCAAGUCUGAAGUCUUUAUCGCUGGAGUCCUAAUCAAGUCUGAAGUCUUUAUCGCUGGAGUCCUAGUCAAGUAUGAAGUCUUUUAUCGCUGGAGUCCUAGUCAAGUCUGAAGUCUUUAACCUAGAGUCUGAGUAAAGUCUGAAGUCUUUUUUCGCUGGAGUCCUAGUCAAGUCUGAAGUCUUUAACCUAGAGUCUGAGUAAAGUCUGAAGUCUUUUUUCGCUGGAGUCCUAGUCAAGUCUGAAGUCUUUAUCGCUGGAGUCCUAAUCAAGUCUGAAGUCUUUAUCGCUGGAGUCCUAGUCAAGUAUGAAGUCUUUUAUCGCUGGAGUCCUAGUCAAGUCUGAAGUCUUUAACCUAGAGUCUGAGUAAAGUCUGAAGUCUUUUUUCGCUGGAGUCCUAGUCAAGUCUGAAGUCUUUAACCUAGAGUCUGAGUAAAGUCUGAAGUCUUUAUCGCUGGAGUCUUAGUCAAGUCUGAAGUCUCACGUCAUUUAAUGACUCGCUAAAAAAAAAUCCCAUUCACGAUCAUCAGGUAUUGAAAUCUUGGCUAUAGACAAAAUCUAUUCCAGUGGUUCCCAACCUUUUUCAACUCGCGGCCCACACAACCAAACACAU
Molecule: messenger RNA, 3423 nt
Organism: Carassius auratus (goldfish)
Lineage: Eukaryota; Metazoa; Chordata; Actinopteri; Cypriniformes; Cyprinidae
Product: gastrula zinc finger protein XlCGF57.1-like
Exons: 2
Coding region: 178-1611 (477 amino acids)
Biological process (GO): regulation of DNA-templated transcription
Molecular function (GO): RNA polymerase II cis-regulatory region sequence-specific DNA binding; DNA-binding transcription factor activity, RNA polymerase II-specific
Source: RefSeq, a predicted model, not a curated record